AAGACUCCAGAAUCUCAAAGAACAACUCAUACCAUCUUACAACCACCCAACCAACACGACAUCAGUCAAAAUGUCUCCCGCCACCUGUGGUUGCAACUCUUGCUCCUGCGCCAGCUGUGCCAGCUGCUCAUGCUGCGUACGUUCACCUCCAUUGCCCGACCUUCCCAAGCUUUAUUUGGAUGAAGCUAACUUGAUACCUCUUCCCGGUCUUGCAGACUUCUUGCGGCAAAUAAGCUGCUCAACCUACAGCCCAAGGUUGUUGCAUAGAUCGUCAAAGGGUUGACGAUGGCGUUUACGUUGGCUGUUGUGGGUUUAGAGGAUUGGUGAUGGCGUUUGCGUUGAGCUGAGAUUGGGCGGGUUGCUUUCGAGGCAUAGACAGGCGAGGGUGAGGUGCAUGUAGUUCGAAUUCUUUUGACAUUACUGCAAUAAACCACACUCGUUUGGCAUUAAUUACAAGAUGUUUCGUGAAAGGAAUAUCAUAUAUAUAAAUUG
This is a messenger RNA of Pyricularia oryzae 70-15, 492 nucleotides long. RefSeq lists its product as uncharacterized. The transcript has a single exon. Bases 71 to 283 code for a protein of 70 amino acids. The record is from RefSeq and is a predicted model, not a curated record. NCBI's taxonomy places the organism in Eukaryota, Fungi, Ascomycota, Sordariomycetes, Magnaporthales, Pyriculariaceae.